CUUUAUAGCUCAAUAUAGAAAAGAUAGAGCAAGACUAAAUUUUACUUGAUAAAUGAUGUGAUGGUGAUGUUACUGAGCUGCUUGCUUGAAUUUCAGCUUGUCCAGUAUGUUAUCUUCCGGUGGAGGAAGCUGCCGCCUUAAUGCCAGCAGUUCCUUCAUUUUCUCCAGUACUUAAAAAUUUAACAUACAUCUAUGAGGAAACAUUAAACAGAGAAACAGAAUUUGGAGGCUCUGAUUUUGGUGGAUAUCCUACUCUUGAUCAGCGGAGUGAUUCUUAUGACAUAAGAGAGUCAAUGAGCAUGCACUGUGGAUUUGUUAAAGGUCCUAGACCUGGCAUUGGAACAGGAUUUGACAUGGAUGAGUCCGAUCUCCUUGACAUGGAGCAGUGCCGAGGCGUGGUUGUGGCGUCAGCAGUAUUUGGAGCUUUUGAUGACAUAAACCACCCCAGGAAGAUCAGUCAAUAUUCAAAGGAAACUGUAUGUUUCUACAUGUUUGUUGAUGAAAAAACAGAGGCAUUUUUGAAAGACAAAUGGGGUAUGGAUUCCGUAAAAAAAAUUGGAAUAUGGAGAGUUGUUGUUGUUCAUAAUCUUCCUUAUACAGAUGGAAGGCGUAAUGGGAAGGAUGGUAGCGGUUAAACUAACUUGUCCUGUAGAUAGUUUAGGAAUAAAGGAAAUUUAGGUGAGAAACAGAAGAACAAAAAUAGUUCAGAGUAAAUUAGUGCUCAAGGUAAAAAGAUAUAGGGGGAAAUAAAUUAAACGAGAUAUGUUAGUCAUAACAAUGAUUAGGUGAAAAAACACAGAGAGAUAACAGGGAAUAAAACCUCAACAGAAAAAUUUUUAGUUCAUCAUCAUCCACUCUCUCUUCUUUGUUAAUGUCUAGUAGCCUUUAUAUACACAUUAGUUACAACUAUAAGGAAAAUAACAAAAAAAAAAUAAUGUUAUAAUUUCCAUCAUACUCAAAAUUUAAAUAAAUAAGACAUUAGAAUAUUAUAAUGCCUAAACAAACUUAAAUAAUCUAAAUAAACUACAAACAUUAAAUAGUAAGAAUUAUUAUGGAAAACUCUUUUAUUUGAAAAUUUAUUUUUAUUUUGCAUCAUUUGACCCACUUGGUGAAACUCGUCUUUGAGUUUUGAAGUGGCAAACAUCAAGAUAAUAAAGGAAAUAAAGGCUCAAAUAUACACUUCAAAAUCUUUAAAAAGUCAAGGCUUUUGAUAGUCUUCAUACAAAAAUUCAAAGUUAAAUAUAGGUUCCUUAAGAUUAUGUAAGCAGUGAGGCAACAUGAAAUCAACUCAAGGAAUCUGUUUAAUGCAGUUAUCAUGGACAUAAUCACUUCAAUAGUAAUAGAAGAUAGAACACGAUUAUUAAUGUUGGAAGUAGAGCACGAUUAUUAAAGUUGGAAGUAGAGCACGAUUAUUAAAGUUGGGAGUUGCUUGGCAUCAUUAGCAUGAACCAGAAUAUCUUAAAUAGGAGCCAAUAUUUUUUGAGCUUCCACUAGUGCUUUGAAAGGAAGUUCACGAUUUUCAUCUUCCAUCGCAGAGGAAGUUUUGUUCUUUGCUUAAACUCUGCUUUAAUUCUCAU
Carica papaya (papaya) is the source of this 1577-nucleotide messenger RNA. The record is from RefSeq and is a predicted model, not a curated record. Lineage: Eukaryota; Viridiplantae; Streptophyta; Magnoliopsida; Brassicales; Caricaceae.